Molecule: messenger RNA, 2815 nt
Organism: Tachysurus fulvidraco (yellow catfish)
Lineage: Eukaryota; Metazoa; Chordata; Actinopteri; Siluriformes; Bagridae
Gene: kazna
Product: kazrin, periplakin interacting protein a
Exons: 16
Coding region: 147-2543 (798 amino acids)
Molecular function (GO): protein binding
Source: RefSeq, a predicted model, not a curated record
UCUCUCUCUCUCUCUCUCUCUCUCGUUAGAUUAACGUCAUCAUGGAAUUAAAAAGACUUUCAUUCCGUUUCAGUAAAGCUGGCUGUAGCGUUUAAAUAAAAGAGACGUGUUUCUGAUGUGCGGCAGCGGUUGAGAUCUUUGUAAGGAUGGAGGACGGAGAGCAGCUCGCGCGCCGCGGAGACGCCACUAUCGGUCGCGCGAGUCAGGAGCAGACGGAGCUGCGCCCGGAACCGGUGGCGCGUGACGAAACAGCAGAAGCGGGAGUGCGAGACACGGCCACGGUGGAGCGGAGACAUCCACGCAGCUGCCACGACGCUGUCAGACAGAGAGGCACUGAGGUCAGCAACUUGGCAAACCUCAGCACCCACGAUACAACACUGGAUAAAGUGCUACUGCGUGAGGAGGUGCUGGCUCUGCAGGAGGAGGUGGCUGAGCUGAAGCGGAUGAAGGAGUUGCUGAAUAAGGAGCUGGAGGAGUGUGGGGGUGGUUGUUCUGCUGAGCUGCUCUCUGCCGCUGAACUUCGAGUGCAGCUCUCCUACCGAGAGCGAGACCUGGACCGUGCCAGCGAGGCUCUACAGGCGAUGAAGGCGGACCGGAAGCGUUUGAAGAUGGAGAAAGCCGAGCUGGUGAAUCAGAUGCAGCAGCUGUAUGCAACGCUGGAGAGCCGGGAAGAACAGCUCCGAGACUUCAUCCGCAAUUACGAGCAGCACCGCAAAGAGAGUGAGGAUGCAGUGAAAGUGUUGGCUAAAGAGAAGGACCUGCUGGAGAGAGAGAAGUGGGAUCUGCGGCGUCAAACUAAAGAAGCCACCGAACUCGCGGUUGCACUAAGAUCCGCACAGGAGCUGAAAGAGAACAGAAUCAAAGAGCUGGAGGCAGAACUUUCUAUGAUGAGUAACUAUGUGGCCCAGAAACUCGAGUGUCAGCUGUUUGUUCGAGCUCCCGAAAAGCCAGUCUCCCCCAGAAACAUGUCGGCUAAGCAGUCUUUGGCAACGCUCACUAAGGACGUUCCUAAGCGCCACUCUCUGGCCAUGCCCACAGAGGCUGUCGUCAAUGGCAACCAGGAGUGGGUGAUGCAUGCGGAGAUGCCUCUUACUGCAGCCAUCCGUCAGAGUCAACACAGCCUUUACCACACUCUCGACAGACAUGUGUUAAAGGCCGUACCACAGUGUGUGUGUGAUGUUGAAGGAGUGUGUGUGGCGCACGCCUCCGGCAGCCUCCGCCUCAGUCCCUGUCACUCACGGCAAACGUCGAUGAUGUCAGACGCCUCUGCAAUGGAGGGCGAGCGUUCAUCCACGCCGUCUGAGCUCAACUCCCCACGACACAGAACGCACUCUCUCUGCAACUCUUUAGAAGAUCUAGAGGACCAGAAAAGGAGAAAGAAGAAGGAGAAGAUGGGUUUGAGCUCUCUGUCACGUGUGUUUGCCCGAGGAAAACAGAGGAAGUCUCUCGACCCUGGCCUUUUCGACGACUCGGAUAGCAUGUCCAGCCCGGGCCGUCUGAGUGCGAGCCUGUCGGACGGUGAGGAGCAGCUUGACAAACUGCAGCAGGUGGAGCUGGCGCGGACGGUGCCCAUGUCCCGGUGGCGAGCUGGCACUGUUCAUGCCUGGCUCGAGGUCAUCAUGGCCAUGCCUAUGUACAGCCGUGCUUGUACAGACAACAUCAAGAGUGGCAAGGUGAUGUUAGCCUUAACUGACACAGAUCUGGAAGCUGGUUUGGGGAUCAGCAACUCUAUGCAUCGCAGAAAACUGCUUCUGGCCAUAGAGGAUUACAGACAGGCUGAGCUGGGACAUGGACUGUCGUAUGCUGCGGAUCUUGACCACCACUGGGUGGCGCAGGCAUGGCUAAAUGACGUAGGUCUGCCGCAGUAUUCCCAGUUCUUCCACACACACUUGGUCGAUGGACGCCUUCUGAGUACGCUCACACGAGCCGACCUGGAAAGGCACCUGCAUGUGUCCAAAAAAGCCCAUCAGACAAGUCUGCUGCUGGGAAUCCAGCUCCUACACAUUCUUAACUUUAACAAAGAGCUUCUGCAAGCAAGGCGAGCAGACUGUGAGACCCAGAACUCUGACCCUCUGGUCUGGUCUUGCCAGCGCAUUAUUAAAUGGCUCAGAGACAUCGACCUGAAGGAGUUUGCUGGCAGCCUACAGAACAGUGGUAUUCAUGGUGCUGUCAUUGUGCUUGAUCCUUCAUUUAACACAGACUCCAUGGCAACAGCGUUAGGUAUCUCUGCAAGCAAGCACAUGGUCCGUCAGCAUCUAAGUGAAGAAAUGAAGGCCCUACUUGCUACUGCAAGACUAGAUGUUGAGCAAGAAGUUGAGACCAUGGGAAUUCCACCCACUAUGUCCCGUCAGAGCUCUCUGGGACGCUCGACGAUAAGCCACCAUGAUGGUCAACACUCCUUCAGACAACUCAAACUCAGGCCAGAAGUAAGUUUCAAUAUGAAGAGUCACAUUGGAGCCACAUCUCUAAAUGCUAGCAGUGAGGACGUCAGACCCCAGCCAGAAAACAGUCCAGCCAGAAAACCCUCUGCUGCUGACCUCUAAUCCUAGCUCUAUAAUUCUGAGACAUGGUCCAAAGCCAUAAUGAGACCCAUCUCAAGGUUUUAAGCUGUAAUCAAAUGUUGUUGAUGACAAAACAGAGAUUUAUCUGAAUUUAUACUUGUCAGUUGCAACCUUUCCUCUGGACAUUUUUUAUGAAAAUGUUAUUAACUGUUUUGUAACACUAGUGCUGAGGUUUGUUUUGUAUUGUUAAAUUCAUAAAGUCGCAUAAAUAAAUGUGGAGCUUUGUAAAUAGCAUGAAAGAAUUGCAAAAUUUA